AUGGAUGUCUUUGAGAUAACCCCCAACGGGCCAAAGCUGCCCUGGGAGCUGGACGUGGCGCUUGAGCCGGCGCCUUCACAAGCGCCGGCGCCAAAGGCGGAGCAAAGGUGUCCGGAGCGCGAGGCUGGGGGCUACGGCAUAGCCGAGCACUUCUUGGAGGCCGUCGAGACCGUCGAGGCCGUCAAGGCCGUUGAGACUCGAGGGCGCUUAGAGCCAGCCCUUCUACCGCUGGCGGAGCAGGGCGACGCGCCUGCCCUGAAGUCCCUCCUGCCAGGUAGCGACGUGAAUGUCCUGGCCGGCGAGCUCCGCCUCUACCCAGGCUCCCAGCGCAUGUUCUGCACCGAUUGGACCCCGCUGACGCUGGCGGUCGCCGGGGGUCACCAGGCGGCGGUGGAGGUGCUCCUCGAGGCCUGCGCGGACGCCAACGUGAUCUGCAGCUGCUGCACCUCCUCCGGACCCUACAGCAGCUGGACAGCUUUGGACAUCGCCAAAGCGGGCGACACCUUGCCCUGUGAGAGGGACCCGGAGAAGUACAAGCAACCGAGGCACCCAAAGAUCGCGGAGCUUCUGGUGGCGGCGCGGGGGAGACCGGGCUCCAAGCUGAAGCCGCCGCCGCGGAUGAACACCUUCGGCAAUCCGGCGGAGGAGGGGGAGAGGAGGAAUCCCUGCCUCGACGAGCUGCUUGCGCGGGAUUUGUUUGGGUUUGACUCAUGCUGUGGAUGGCUGUGA
Effrenium voratum is the source of this 729-nucleotide messenger RNA. The record is from the annotation of a GenBank genome assembly. Lineage: Eukaryota; Dinophyceae; Suessiales; Symbiodiniaceae.